Molecule: messenger RNA, 1635 nt
Organism: Peniophora sp. CBMAI 1063
Lineage: Eukaryota; Fungi; Basidiomycota; Agaricomycetes; Russulales; Peniophoraceae
Source: the annotation of a GenBank genome assembly
AUGCACCGUAUUGCCCUCCGUAACGCUGGCCGUGCCGCGGCCGUCAACGCCGCUAGCAAGGGCGUCACUCGUUCUGGUGCUGUCGCUGCAGCGCGCACCUACGCUACGGCAAAGCCUGCCGCGUCGGAGGUUUCCUCCAUCCUCGAGUCGCGGAUAGCUGGCUCUUCCGUCGGCAGCAACGUCGAGGAGACCGGUCGCGUCCUCAGCGUCGGUGACGGUAUUGCCCGUGUCUGGGGUCUCAAGAACGUCCAGGCCGAGGAGAUGGUUGAGUUCUCUUCGGGUGUUCGCGGCAUGUGCCUUAACCUCGAGGCCGACAACGUCGGUGUCUCCGUCUUCGGUAACGAUCGUCUCAUCAAGGAGGGUGACACCGUCAAGCGUACCGGCCAGAUUGUCGACGUCCCCGUCGGCCCCGGUCUUCUCGGCCGUGUCGUCGACGCUCUCGGCAACCCCAUUGACGGCAAGGGCCCCAUCGACGCUGCCGAGCGCAAGCGUGCGUCGCUCAAGGCUCCCGGCAUUCUCCCCCGUCGCUCGGUCAACCAGCCUAUGAUGACCGGUAUCAAGCCCAUCGACGCCAUGGUGCCCAUCGGCCGUGGCCAGCGUGAGCUCAUCAUUGGUGACCGUCAGACCGGCAAGACCGCCGUCGCUAUCGACACCAUCCUCAACCAGAAGCGCUGGAACGACUCUGGCGAUGAGACCCAGAAGCUCUACUGCGUCUACGUCGCCGUCGGCCAGAAGCGUUCGACCAUCGCUCAGCUCGUCCAGACGCUUGAGGAGAACGACGCGAUGAAGUACUCCAUCAUCGUCGCCGCCACCGCCUCGGAGGCUGCCCCGCUCCAGUACCUCGCGCCCUUCUCUGGCUGUGCCAUGGGCGAGUGGUUCCGUGACAACGGCAAGCACGCUCUCAUCAUCUACGACGACUUGUCCAAGCAGGCCGUCGCCUACCGUCAGAUGUCCCUCCUUCUCCGUCGUCCUCCCGGUCGUGAGGCCUACCCCGGUGACGUCUUCUACCUCCACUCUCGUCUCCUCGAGCGUGCCGCCAAGAUGAACGACUCCUUCGGUGGAGGUUCGCUCACUGCGCUCCCCAUCAUCGAGACCCAGGGUGGUGAUGUGUCCGCCUACAUCCCGACGAACGUCAUUUCCAUCACCGACGGCCAGAUCUUCUUGGAGGCCGAGCUCUUCUUCCGCGGUGUCCGUCCCGCCAUCAACGUCGGUCUCUCCGUCUCCCGUGUCGGCUCCGCCGCGCAGACGAAGAUCAUGAAGAAGUUCGCCGGUUCGCUCAAGCUCUACCUCGCUCAGUACCGUGAGGUCGCUGCCUUCGCGCAGUUCGGUUCCGACCUCGACGCCUCGACGCGCUUCCUGCUCGCCCGCGGUGCCCGCCUGACCGAGCUCCUCAAGCAGGGCCAGUACCAGCCCCUGUCGAUGGAGAUCCAGGUGCCCAUCAUCUACGCCGGUGUCAACGGUCUGCUCGACUCCAUCCCCGUCGACAAGAUCACCAAGUGGGAGGCGGACUUCCGUGAGCACUUGACGACGCAGCAGAGCAAGCUGCUCGAGACGAUCUCGACGGGCAACGUCACUGGCGACGUCGAGGCCCAGAUCAAGAAGGUCGUUGAGGACCAUGUUGCUGGCUUCCAGUAG